UCCGGGCUCUGAGCCGGUUCUUUUCCGCUUUGCUCUCCUUUUCCCUCCUAACCCUGUCACGUCAUCACGGAAGCGCAGGCAAGAGAAACAGGAACGGCGCUGCCGCUGGCGAGGAGGAGGAGAGGAGCAAGCCAGAACAGCUCGAGGAGGGUCAAGAAAGGGUGCAAUGUCUGGGUUUGACAACUUGAAUACAGAAUUCUACCAAACAAGUUACAGCAUUGAUGAUCAAGCACAGUCAUCUGACUAUGGUGGAGGAGCAUACAACAGACAAUAUGGUGGCUAUGAGUAUUCUCAGCAAAGUGGAUAUGUCCCCCCAGAGAUGAUGCCGCAACAGCAGCCUUACACUGGUCAGAUUUUUCAGCCAUCAACUACAUACACUCCGUCUUCACCACAGUCCUUCUACGGAAGCAAUUUUGAAGAUGAGCCACCCUUACUAGAAGAACUAGGAAUCAAUUUUGAUCACAUCUGGCAGAAGACUCUCACAGUACUACACCCAUUAAAAGCAGCAGAUGGCAGCAUCAUGAAUGAAACUGAUUUGGCAGGACCCAUGGUCUUCUGUUUAGCAUUUGGUGCCACGUUAUUGCUGGCUGGCAAAAUUCAGUUUGGCUAUGUCUACGGAAUUAGUGCAAUUGGGUGCUUAGGCAUGUUCUGCCUACUGAACUUAAUGAGUAUGACGGGUGUCUCCUUUGGCUGUGUUGCCAGUGUCCUAGGAUACUGCCUCCUUCCUAUGAUCAUACUUUCCACCUUUGCAGUUGUCCUUUCUUUACAGGGUAUGAUGGGAGUUAUUCUUGCCGCUGGAAUCAUUGGAUGGUGUAGUUUUUCAGCUUCUAAAAUCUUCACAUCAGCCUUAGCGAUGGAAGGACAACAACUCCUAGUAGCAUAUCCCUGUGCUUUAUUAUACGGAGUCUUUGCCCUAAUUUCUGUGUUUUGAGCUGACUUUCUUUGUUAUUGGACUUUAAAAUGGCCAAAUUGAAAGCCUCCACUUGGGACACUUAGACUGGGACCAGGAAGCAGCUGUUGGGUUGCUAUCAUGCAAGGCUAAUGCUUGAAUUGUCGUCUGGAGCAACAGAAAUGAACAUAUCUGUCUUACUUUUCUCCUUUUUGGUUCCUUUUUAUAGGACUCUUGAAUAUGGUUUUGAAUAGACCUGUAAUGUCUAUAAGCUUUAAUACAGGUUCAUGCUUGUACUACUUAAUAUGUAAAGUUUCUUUCCUGUCCUGUAGCCUCUGGCAAACUGUUCCAAUUUUCAAGACAUUUGUAGUUCAUACAUUUUUAUAGUUAAGAGGAAACCAUGAAUGUUGUCCUUUCCCCAUGUCAGCAUGCAACAGCAAUUCUAAGCAAAGGAUAUACAACUCUCCCUUUAUUUUUUACCAAUUCAGUGGACUAGAAAACUUUUUUUCAUAUAAAGAUGGAAUUUAUUUCAAUAAAAUUCCAUCUGAAAGCAAAACAUAAUGGCUAAUAUAACUUUUCAAAGUUUACAGUACCAAUUUAGAUUAAUCUGUUUUAGGGUAAAUGGUCCAAAAAAAGAUUUUUUCAGUCUUAAAAGUUACUGUGUUUGAAAUAGUUUGUGUGUAAUUUGUAAAUAGUUCUGUCAUCUUGAUAAAUCUGAGAAGAUGCUUGUUCUGAUUUUAAAAUUAAGAACAGACUUGCAGUAGUUCACCCAAAAAAAUCUGUUUCAGAAAACAGCUUUGACAAAUAUUGUUAGUAUUACAACCUAAUAUAAAAUCAAAUUUCCCUAGAAUGUGUUUUUGAAACUAUUUUGAUGUUAAAUAAAAUAUCUCCCCUACCCUGUUGUCCAAGCUUGAAUAACCAAGAAACUCAUUUAUUUAAAUGAAGUAGGAAUUCAUUUCCAUUGGAGCAAAUACUACAUUUAAGUUGUGGCAUACAUGAAUUCAAUGACAUCUUAUAUUUAGGCAACUUCACAACUGUAAACUGCAUCAUAACUGUGAAGUAUUGUAAUAUUUCCCCAAAUGACCAAAAAAACACUAAAAGUUAUGUUUCACAUGAAAAUCUUGUCACUGAGAGAGGUCUUUUUAAAAUUAUUAUUAUGUUUGAAACUAGUGAAUUGGAGUUGCUAUUGGAAUCUUCAAAUAUUUGGUUGGACUGAUAUAAAUUUUGCAUAUCCCCUUUGAGCUUAAUAAAUCUUCUUUGUCAAUCUGUUUUUCUCCCCCUUGAACCACUGUGCAGUGCUUCAUAGGAUAUUUUUAUGCAGCCUUCUGUUGGAAAAACUCUUUAAUAAAUAUGUUGCAAGAAAUUCA
Molecule: messenger RNA, 2256 nt
Organism: Hemicordylus capensis (graceful crag lizard)
Lineage: Eukaryota; Metazoa; Chordata; Lepidosauria; Squamata; Cordylidae
Gene: YIPF5
Product: Yip1 domain family member 5
Exons: 6
Coding region: 167-931 (254 amino acids)
Biological process (GO): vesicle fusion with Golgi apparatus; endoplasmic reticulum to Golgi vesicle-mediated transport; regulation of ER to Golgi vesicle-mediated transport
Cellular component (GO): membrane; trans-Golgi network
Source: RefSeq, a predicted model, not a curated record